Messenger RNA from Varroa destructor (honeybee mite), 1887 nucleotides. RefSeq lists its product as uncharacterized. The record is from RefSeq and is a predicted model, not a curated record. Lineage: Eukaryota; Metazoa; Arthropoda; Arachnida; Mesostigmata; Varroidae.
AUGGCCCUAUUCGAGCUGACCCUUAAGCUUCGAUCUUCUACAAAACUAACUGGACCUCGAAACGAGGCAACAUUCAUUGUAACCCUUAGUGGGAUGAUGCUUACCGUCGGUUGCUCAGUUAACCAUCAACAAGCAUCACAACAACAGCAAACUCCGCAUCCACAAUCAUCUGCGGCUGCAGUGGAAGCUGCAAUCGCCUCUCUCACCGCCAGUUUAUCUGUAGCCCAACAGCAGACGCAGCAUCAGGCACAGCUGCCCCAUUCACAACAAGUACAGCAGCAGCAGCAACACCCCACGAUGGGCCACCAGCAGGGCCAACAGUCACAGCAGCAGCAGCAGCAGCAGAAACCGAAUGAGUCAACAAAAAGCGAAAUGUUCUCACUUUGUCCACUUGACAUCGCCGCGUUGAUCGAAGCGGAGUCGCCGCGGAUGCCGCCACCUUUAAGUUUGCCCCCUCCGCCGGCCUACCCUACUUCAAAGGAAGCUGUGUCGAUAAGCACAGUCUUGACCUCGGUGUCGGUGGCGUCUCCGUGCGUUACACAAAAUCAGGUGAUACCGUUCAACCACCCGCUGCUGCCCACCCCACAGACGACUAUGACGACUUCGUCAACAGCCUUCCAGCCGUACAGACCCGUUGAUAAAUCUACAGCCAGUGGGGGGUCUGGCGGUAACGGGGUGAACUCGAGGAAAACGUUUCAAUCUGUGAUGGAAUUCAAUAUGGGUCAUUAUCGUCGGUCUGAAAGCGGUCUUUUCGUCUGCAAGUAUUGUCCACACCGAACGACACAGUCGCACCUAUUUGCUGACCAUCUCUGCCGCGAUCACGGAAUGGAUAAGCCUUUCCACUAUGAUUUUCCUGCGCCAGUGGUCAAGACGGAACCAACGGACGUUGAGGUGGAGGACGCGGCCACCGUGUUUGCAAUGCGAUUGGCAGCCGCCGCUGGCGUAUCAAUCGACGAGCCCGUGCUAGCCACGAUGGUCAUGGCUGAGGCGAUGGCAGGCGCUCAGUUCGAUGCUGAACUUCCUAGCGAACUUCGGUUCUCUGUUGAACGCGAUUGCGUAGGUGGCGGGCCACAGGAUGGACUAUACUAUUGUAACUUUUGCGAUUAUCGAUCCAGCACCCUGCAGCCGGCACGAUGGCACUUCUACCGUCGACACGCGACCCAAAAACCACCUGCGUUUCGAUGUUCGCUCUGCCAGUGGAGUUAUAUAACGAAACAUGAGCUCAAGCACCAUAUGGAAGAAAAGCACCAGGUCGGACAGGUAUUUCGAUGCAAACUCUGCCCUUUGGAGUUCGUGUCGCACCGCAAGCGAAACCAGCACGCUAAACUCGUUCAUGGGAUCAAAGCAAAACGGGGCCGUCCCACACUCGACGACUCACAGGACGACUGGAUGCUUCAGUCCGAUUUGAACAAUCAGGAUCCAUCGCAGCAGCAGCAGUUACUAACCGAGCAGCGGGUCAACGUUCGCGACCACUAUGACACCGACGAAACUUCGGGCGGGCUAAUCAUGCGCUGCAAAUAUUGCGACUUCCGUUCAACGACAUCGUUCAAGAUGUACGACCAUUUCUACCGCUAUCACUCGAAGGAGCGUCCGCUAAAGUGCCGCUAUUGCGAGCAGUGCUUUGUGCAUCCAUACGAGAGAGCUGGACACGAACGGGCCAUUCACACACAGGAGCGGCCCGUUCAGUGUCUGUACUGUACGAGAGCGUUCGCCACACUUGCUGCACGAAGAAUGCACGUUUAUCGUACACAUCCGGAAAAGAUGAUUGGCGAAGUCGAAGCUUCCUCUAAAAGGAUCACGGUCGUCGAUGACCUAGAUGGUGCCGGUCCGUCCACUUCGGGAACCUCUCAUCAGUCGUUCUCGACCGAUGCCGUUGUCAUCGACUAA